AUGAAGCAAGAGGAUGCUUUGAUCUUUACUGGUGGUGCAUUUGAUCCAAUAAAUUUACCACUACUGUUGGCCGAAACCCCUCGUCCAUUAGUGAAUGAAUAUCGGCUGUUUAACAUAUACGAGUUUCCUGUGACAUCACCCUUUAGCCAAUUUAUGGAGCAAGCUUUUGCACAGUUUGAUACAGUAAAUGAAAGGGUACUGCAACUGCCAGAUGUGACAUCUACUCAAAUGAUCCCAAAGCCCACAUCAUUGAUAACAACAACAACAUCAAUACCUGCUCCUGCACUUGAACCAACACCAACAUCAACAACAACAACAUCUCAAAAAUCAAAAUCAAAAUCAAAUUCGACCUCAAAUUUGAUAUCAAACCCAAAAUCAAAGCCAGAGACAACGCAAGGAAUGAUGUCAAACACAAGGAAACAGCGAUCCUGUGACUCUUGUAGCGUGAGAAAAGUGAAGUGCGAUUAUCAAGUGCCAUGUAGCAGAUGUGUAACCCACUCGCUUGAAUGUACCAAUAUCAGAGCAAAAAGAAAACCAGGUCCGAAAAAGCUACAUCAAAAGACAAAAGAUGCAAUUCGUGAGUUGGCUGCUAAAUCUACUACAAACACACAUCCGGUUUCUGAGCUGAGUGUAACGGUACCUAUCAUAUCAUCUUUAUCGUCAUCGUUGUCUUCUUGUUCUUCUUCUUCUUCUUCCGCUGUGUCCGGCCCGUUUUGCCCUUCCAUCACGCUAGAGUAUAUACUUCCCUGUCUCAAUGUGUUUCAGGUCUGGUACUACAGCAUCUGGCCGGUGAUUUCCGUUGCCGAUUUAAUUUCGAGAAAGAAUGAGCCUACGGUGUAUGCUCUCAGCUGUGCCAUAUCUGCUGUUAUGCAGUACCAGUUGAGUUUCAUGGCCAACCAAACAUAUAUCCCCAGCCACGUUAUGAGUGUUCAGUUUAUUCCCGAAGCUGUUAAAUAUAAGAAACUAGAGCCAACUGUUGAGUCUAUUCUCACUUCAUUGUUUCUCCAUGUGGCGUCUGCUGGAGAGAGUGGUACUGCUACAUCUGCAUGUUUCUUACGUGAAGCUAUUACUUUGGCGCAAGUUAUGGGUCUAGAUCGGAAAGAGACGUACGAGACGUGUGACACUGCUGCUAAUAACCAUAGAUUUAAGAAAAUCUAUUAUCUCCUAGUGGUUACAGAGAGGUUCCUCUCUUUGGAGCAAGCACUUCCAGUGUUGCUAGAGCCUUCGAUUCCUUUACCUUCGCUUGAAAAUGAAGAGUACCCCUUGCUUUUAUAUGGUUUUCGUGAAUUGGUCAAGAUCUUUGCUAUUCCGGGAAAAUCCAUUUUCGAUAGAGUUAGAUCAGUUAAGAAUGACGCAUCUUCGAGAGCGUUGAUUUGCAAGAUCCAAAGUCAGCUCCAGCAGAUCAAUAUCUUGAAUGAUGCUCCCGAUAUACAAAAGGCAAACAUUGUUCUUAGUAAAUACUGGAUGAUGGCUUGGACAUGGAAUGUUUCGGAAACCAAUAGGCUUGUGGAUGAGAAUGUGGCAUGUUUAUCGCAUGAGUUCCCAAUCAAGAUAGCUCGUGAUUUCUGUCAGGAUUCCGCCACCUUGCCGUUGGAGUCGUUCCAGUUCAAUGGUCCAGGUGUUUGUUUUAAGAUGUUGACAAUUGCAAAGACGUUGAUCAAGUCAAAUGCCAUUACCACUUCUUCCGCAGCACAGUAUUACCUUCGACUUAUAUAUGAGAGGCUAAGCCGGUUGAAUUUCGAUUUGCAACCUUUCGGCAAGGAUUAUGAGACCAUAGUUGAGAUAAUUAAUAGCUGCACUAAUUUAUAA
Messenger RNA from Lodderomyces elongisporus, 1809 nucleotides. RefSeq names its product Zn(II)2Cys6 transcription factor. Gene Ontology annotation, molecular function: zinc ion binding; DNA binding; DNA-binding transcription factor activity, RNA polymerase II-specific. Gene Ontology annotation, biological process: regulation of DNA-templated transcription; DNA-templated transcription. Bases 1 to 1809 code for a protein of 602 amino acids. The record is from RefSeq and is a predicted model, not a curated record. The transcript has 2 exons. NCBI's taxonomy places the organism in Eukaryota, Fungi, Ascomycota, Pichiomycetes, Serinales, Debaryomycetaceae.